AUGAAACCGGGAUUCAAGGAUUUGCGUGCAGUUGGAUAUCAAACUGAUGUUCCUUACGUGUCACUAUCCAAUUAUUGUUGGUCAUUCAAUUGCCCAAAACCAGGAGCGGAAGUUGAAUUUUUAAAUAUGACUUUUCAACUAAUGAAUUCAACUGCAACAAUUGUACAAAUUGAUGCGGAUAUUGAGCAGUCAAUUGAUAUGGUUAGCAAUGGAUCUGCUGAUAUCACACUUGUCUCAGCUCGUCAAACAUUGGAUCGAAUGAAAAAGGUUGAUUUCACUACUCCGAUUGGAUUUGUAUAUUAUGGAUAUUUAGUCAGAGAGAUACCUGAACUUGCAGUUGCCGACUAUAUAAUGAGGCUAUUUGAUUAUGAUACUCUUGCAAUUUUGAUCAGUUUCGGGUUGAUUAUUGGAGCUUUACUGUAUCUCUACACUUGGAUUUUUGGCUUAAGAGUUAGAUCACUUUUGGAUUGGAUGUUUAUUAGUUGUUCGGGUAUAAUUCAUCAAUUCAUGUUUCGAAUCUCAUCACCAAUUUGUGCUCUAGUUUUAAUUGGGUUUUGGCUUUUGUGCUGUUUAGUCAUUAUCACUUAUUAUGAAGCAAAACUUAAAAGUUUUCUUCUACUAUCUCACCAUAGAGGAACAAUAUUCAAUACAUUAGAUGGUGUCCUGGAAGCUGCUGAACACAAAGGUUGGACUCUUGUAAUACAAGAAAGAGGAUAUACUCCAUAUCUCUACUGUAAUCCUUCGCAGUGUGCAAGAUUGGAUAGACUGAAAUCGAGAAUAAACUUCAUUGGAGCUGAUGACGAUGCAAACUUACUGUUAGGACAAGACAAACACGUUGGUUUCUCUGCAUUGGCUAGUGAUCUCGCUGAAACUGACAUCACAUAUUUUGAUUACCACUCCAAAAUUUUAUUUGUAAGAGACAAAAUAAUGGCUCCCGAAUAUUUGGCAUACGCUGUGAAUAAAAACGUGAAAGGCCUCCGUGAGAAGUUUAAUAGAGCUGUUGCCUACACUAAAAGUGGGUAUGGAACUGUAAGAUCUCGAUAUAUAGCUUCAUUUCCGUCGUAUAAUUCUGUGACUUCUCAAAGUCAAACUAUAACCGUGCUACAAACUAGUCAUUUCAUUCAACUUUACAAAUUUUGUUUUAUCUUCUACGGAAUCGCUAUAAUAGUAUUUAUUCUUGAAAUUAUAUUUCAUCGUAUGACGAAGAACUUUACAUUUUUUGGACAUAGCUACAACUAUCAUUUAUCUGGAUUCGAAUGGAGAUUUGCACGACCUAAAUGGAUACAUUUUCCACGAAGAAACACAGUAAUUCUACCAUUAUCAAAAUCUUAUAGUCCUGACAAUGAGAGACGGGUUACUGUUUGCUAA
This is a messenger RNA of Caenorhabditis elegans, 1368 nucleotides long. RefSeq lists its product as uncharacterized. The transcript has 9 exons. The coding region runs from base 1 to 1368 and encodes 455 amino acids. NCBI's taxonomy places the organism in Eukaryota, Metazoa, Nematoda, Chromadorea, Rhabditida, Rhabditidae. Gene Ontology annotation, cellular component: membrane. The record is from RefSeq and is marked reviewed.